Sorghum bicolor (sorghum) is the source of this 1493-nucleotide messenger RNA. Its product is annotated as heptahelical transmembrane protein 4. NCBI's taxonomy places the organism in Eukaryota, Viridiplantae, Streptophyta, Magnoliopsida, Poales, Poaceae. The record is from RefSeq and is a predicted model, not a curated record. Gene Ontology annotation, molecular function: signaling receptor activity. Gene Ontology annotation, cellular component: membrane. Bases 121 to 1272 code for a protein of 383 amino acids. The transcript is spliced from 2 exons.
GGAAGCUAGCCAGCGCAACCAUGCAAAACACACCUCCUCCAACUCCAUUCCCCAACAAGCAAGUUUCACAGGACGCCGUGUUGAACUUCAUUCGUUCCAACCGUCAUCAGCUCCCCGACAAUGGCUUCCACGGUGACGCUGGAGAAGACGACCACCAUCCUGAGUGAUGACGCAGGUGCUGUCGGAUCGCCCAAGACCACCAUGAGGUCUCGUCUCCUGAUGAAGAAGGGGGCAGCAGGUGGCGCCAAGGCCAAGGGGAGGUGCUGCGGGCACAGGUGCGAGCUCGUCAGCUACGACAAGCUGCCGGAGUUCCUCAAGCACAACGAGUUCAUCGUCCACCACUACCGCAGCGAGUGGCCCAUCAAGGAGGCGCUGCUCAGCGCCUUCUCCAUCCACAACGAGACCAUCAACGUCUGGACGCAUUUGAUCGGCUUCUUCGUCUUCCUCGCGUUCGCCGUGUGCGCCGCCACGGUGGUCCCGGCGGAGUACGAGUCGCCUCACAUGGCGACGACAGGCCUGGGCAACAUCACCGGCAACGCAGUGGUGCUGAGGAGCUACUACAGCGCCGACGGAGCGAUCUUGGCAAGUACAAUGAAGGCGUUCCGCAACGUGUCCGUCGUCGAAACCGAGACCGCCACCGCCGCCGCCGUUCUGUCAGCGGCGGGCGGCCGGGUGGCGCGGUGGCCGUUCUACGCGUACCUGUGCGGCGCCAUGUUCUGCCUGCUGAUGAGCAGCGCGUGCCACCUGCUGGCGUGCCACUCGGAGCACGCCAGCUACGUGUUCCUCCGCCUCGACUACGCGGGCAUCACGGGGCUCAUCGUCACCUCCUUCUACCCGCUCGUCUACUACACUUUCCUCUGCAACCCAUUCUACCAGGCGGUCUACCUCGGCUUCAUCACCGUCUCCGGCGCCGCCGCCGUGGCAGUCUCCCUGCUGCCCGUCUUCGAGAGGCCCGAGCUGCGGUGGGCGCGGGCGGCACUGUUCGCGUGCAUGGGCAUGUCGGGCCUGGUGCCCAUCCUGCACAAGUUGCUCGUCUUCGGGGACCGCCCGGAGGCCCUGCUCACCACGGGGUACGAGAUGGCCAUGGGCGCCUUCUACCUGGCCGGCGUCGUGGUGUACGCCACCAGGGUCCCCGAGCGCUGGAUGCCGGGGCGGUUCGACCUCGCGGGACACAGCCACCAGCUCUUCCACGUGCUCGUCAUCGCCGGCGCCUACGCGCACUACCUCGCCGGACUCGUCUACCUCGGCUGGAGGGACAUGGAAGGGUGCUGACUGCUGAUCAGGCCUAAGGGCCUGACGGCGACAAGCCAAGCUGUAGAAAUUUGACCGCCUUUACUCUCUGUUGACCCCUUUUUUUCAUUGGUGUGUGUUGGAUAGUAUUUCUUGGUUUUAUCUCUCUCUCUCUCUCUCUUUUGUAGCACAAGUGAACAUACAUGUAACAAUUCAAAAGAAGGCCUGUAAUAACCAGAUCAAUUGGAGAUGAAUAAACGCGA